Dromiciops gliroides (monito del monte) is the source of this 6280-nucleotide messenger RNA. RefSeq names its product anosmin 1 (gene ANOS1). The record is from RefSeq and is a predicted model, not a curated record. The transcript is spliced from 15 exons. Lineage: Eukaryota; Metazoa; Chordata; Mammalia; Microbiotheria; Microbiotheriidae. Gene Ontology annotation, cellular component: cell surface; extracellular region. Gene Ontology annotation, biological process: neuron differentiation. Gene Ontology annotation, molecular function: protein binding; peptidase inhibitor activity. Bases 145 to 2187 code for a protein of 680 amino acids.
GGAGGAGGAGGAGGAGGAGGGAGAAUGGUUUCUGCAGCAGUGAGAUUCCCCUAGUAGUCCAGCACCAGACCGGUGCAUAGGAGCUUAUCCAGGCGUCUCUUGCUCCUUGUACUCCCCUUGUUCCCCCUCCCCACACACAAAGCGAUGGUGUUAAAGGAUCCAGGCGUGUUUCUGACCCUUUUCCUAUGGAUUACGGCUUCCUGGGGCUGUCUGGCUACAGCUGCGGGGCUUGGUGCUGCCGCCCGCAAGCAGGACGAGACUCUCUCUGCUGUCAGUGUUUACAGAGCCAGAUGCACCUCCAGGUGCCUUAGUCUGCAGAUCACUCGAAUCUCAGCCUUCUUCAAGCAUUUCCAGAACAAUGGUUCCCUGGUAUGGUGCCAGACGCACAAACAGUGUUCUAAGUGCCUGGAACCCUGCAAAGAAUCAUGGGAACUAAAGAAAAACCAAUGCCAAAGUUUUUGUGAGCCUCUUUUUCCCAAGAAGAACUACGAAUGCCUAACUAGCUGUGAGUUCCUCAAAUACAUUCUGUCAGUGAAGCAAGGUGACUGUCCAGCACCCGAGAAGGCCAGUGGUUUUGCAGCUGCUUGUGUGGAAAGUUGUGAAAUCGACAACGAAUGCUCUGGGGUGAAGAAAUGUUGUUCGAAUGGAUGUGGACAUACCUGUCAAGUCCCCAAAAACCUAUACAAAGGUGUUCCUCUGAAGCCCAGGAAAGAGUUAAGAUUUACAGAACUUCAGUCUGGACAGCUGGAGAUUAAGUGGUCCUCAAAAUUUAAUAUUUCAAUCGAACCUGUAAUCUAUGUGGUGCAGAGGAGAUGGAAUUAUGGAAUCCAUCCUAGUGAGGAUGAUGCUACAAAUUGGCAGACUGUGGCGCAGACUACUGAUGAGAGAGUUCAACUGUCUGACAUAAGACCUAGCAGGUGGUACCAGUUCCGAGUGGCUGCCGUUAAUGUGCAUGGAACAAGAGGCUUCACAGCACCCAGUAAACACUUCCGCUCUUCUAAAGAUCCAUCUGCUCCACCUGCUCCGGCUAAUCUCAGAAUUGCCAACUCCACUACUAACAGUGAUGGAAGUGUGGCUGUAAGGAUUAUUUGGGAUGUGCCAGAAGAACCUGACAUUCCUGUGCAUCACUACAAAGUCUUUUGGAGUUGGACUGUCAGCAGCAAAUCAGUUGUGCCAUCUAAAAAGAAGAGAAGAAAGACGACUGAUGGGUCUCAAAAUUAUGUGGUCCUGGAUGGUCUUCAGCCAAAUAAUAACUAUAUGGUGGAAAUACAGGCCAUUACUUACUGGGGACAAGUACGCCUAAAAAGUGCUAAGGUGUCUCUUUACUUCACUGCCACACAAGCAGCAAGUAAUAAAGGUCAACUUGGGAAAAAUAGAAAAGGGGUCCCCGAAAUACUUCCCCCUUUCCAAAGAAGGAGACCCACUCGCCUUCUGGAAAUUGGAGCCCCUUUCUACCAGGACAACAUGCUUCAGGUCAAAGUCUAUUGGAAAAAGACUGAAGAUGCCAGUGUGAAUCAAUAUCACGUACAGUGGUUUGCAGAAUCAUGUGCCCACAAUGAAACAAGUGGACCUGAGAAAGCAACUGGUCUGGCCCAUGAAAAUUAUAUAAUUCUUCAAGAUUUGGCAUUUUCAUGCAAAUAUAAAGUGACUGUCCAACCAGCAAGACCCAAGGGUCGUUUGAAGGCAGAAAGUAUUUUCUUUACCACCCCUCCUUGUUCUGCUCUGAAAGGGAAAAACCACAAACAUACUAGCUGUCCUGGUGAAGGAGGUCCUGUUCUUUCCAAAGUGUUAACCAAGCCUGAGAAUCUCUCAGCAUCUUUUGUUGUUCAAGAAGUCAAUAUCACGGGACACUUUUCCUGGAAGAUGUCCAAGGCUAAUCUCUACCAGCCUAUGACAGGAUUUCAAGUCACUUGGGCAGAAGUCACCACGGAGAGUAGACAAAAUAGCUUACCCAACAGUAUCAUUUCCCAAUCUCAGAUAUUGCCAGCAGAUCAUUAUGUUCUGACUGUACCCAAUUUGAGACCAUCUACACUUUACAGAUUGGAAGUGCAAGUAUUAACUACUGGAGGGGAAGGGCCAGCCACAAUAAAAUCAUUCCGGACACCUGACCUGCUGCCAUCUUCACCUCACAGACCUCAUCUUAAACAUCAUCCACAUCACUACAAGCCUUCCCCAGAAAAAUAUUAAAAUGAAAUGAUUUUUAAAGAGUGAAAGAUUAUUGAACUACAGGAUAUUUGCAGGACAAAUAGGUACUUUCCCAUCCUUAUCUUGCCUAGUUGAAGUUAUGAUCACAUAUAAUUCAUUGAUAAUUCUGCACUGACUUUUCCCCCAAUCCUCUCAAGUCUGCAAUCCUGCAUGCUACAAGCAUAAUGACAGUAGUGUCUGUAUUCUGCCAACUGAAGAUGUAAAACACACCUAUUUCAUUAUGAAGAACAUGUCUAUUGUAAUCGAGAUUUUGUUUCCUAUAGUUAGACUAAAUACAAAGGGUGCCAUAUGUGUCUUUGAUUAUCUUUGAGAAAGGAUUUUUGGAGAAAAGUGAUUUUUAUAUUUGACUGACCAGUUUAGAACAGCUUUGGGUAGAUUAUAUAAGGAAAUGUGGCAGGAAUAAAUGCACUAAAAAUAAGGGCAAUUAUAGAAAUCUUAGUCUGAAAAUAACGUGAGUAGUAUACAUUUAAGAAAUAUUAGUUGGGGAAAAUCAAUUUUAACCAUUUCCCCAAAUUAUAUGAGAAGUACUAUAGUUAGGUCAUAAUUAUCAGUUAAAGACACCAUUGAGAAAUAAUUUGUAUGUACUAAUAGUGAAUAAGUACAUAAAAUGAGGAUUUUCAUGUCAUUGAAGUAUCCUUACCAUUCCAACUGACCUCCUAAAAAUGCUUAAUAUUUAGAAUUAUAUUUUGCUCUACUUGAACAUCCCAGUUAAUGUAGCUAAAAAUCUAUUCUAAUGCCCACACCAGAUCCAGAUAAAUUCAUGUUAACUAUGAAUUGGCUAUUAUUGUGAUACCAACUUAUUUAGGUAGUAACCAGAAUAUCCAAGGAAUUGAUUAAUUUGGUCCCAAGAAUUUUCCCAUUCCUUCUUCAGGAAAUCAAUCAUUUCACUGUCGCCUAGUCCAGUAAUAGAAGUUUUUCUUAUGUCUAGGAAUUUAAACUCCUCAAUUGUGCAAUGUUAUUUCUUUUUUUUCAUUCAUUCUUUAGUUAAGAAGGAACACUGCUAUUUGCAUCCAUUUUCCUAAAAUGUUCAUAUAAUUGAAGAGUUAUGUUACCUCAUUCUUAAAAUGAAGACAGUUGCAGUCCUAGCUUUUUGUAAUGUUUCAAAAAGAAGUCUAUAUGAUUGAUUUUUUUGAGCAAUGUACUAUGUUUUGAUUUAUAGGAGAAAAAUAGUUAUUCUGCAUUUGACUCAUCAUUAUGACCUCUACUAUUAUGUAGAUGAAGUUUCCCCUUUGGAUCAGUAAAAAUUUCCCUAACCAUUCCCAAAUGGGAUAAGGUCAGUUAAUUACUAUAUCAGGAUAUGUGAUUGCAAUAGUUAUUAGGAAAUACUACAUGAAACUACUACAGUAUUUUUCAAGAGAUGCAUAUCAAAUAGACACAAAUAAAUGCAAAUAUGUAUACACAUAUAUGCAUACAUGCAUUUACACACACAUGCAUACCAUAUUGGACUUAGUUCUUUACUGGAAAAGGCUAAAAACAGAUUAUCCAUGUGGAAAAAAAUCACAAUCCCAGGAAUCCUGCCAAAGACAAUGAGAAUUAAUGAGAUGAACUUAAUAAUUAAUUUUCCUUAAGGUUUUCUAUUGUUUAAAAAGAUAACCAUAACUUUUUUAAAUGCAUAGCUUUCAUGUUGAAGUUUACUGGGAAAAUAUGUUUUGAGAUUUUAGAAUAGCACAUUCUCAUUCUUACCUCACAUGUAAAAUGAUCAAAUCUCAUUUAAUGAUUUUCGUAUGGGUGCAAAGAAUUAUGGCAACUAACAUAGAACUUAGAAUUCAUGGAACCUAUGAAUAUGCAUGCAUGUGCACACACACAAAUAUAUAAGAUUAUUUAUAUACCCACCGACCAGUUUCUAUAUACCCAGAUGUUAUAUCUAGGUUUUACUUGUAAGACUCUUUACAAGAACAUCAAACUCAAAUGUUGAUUUUUAAAAUAUUUUCCUUUUAAUGUGAACAAAUUGAAAACUCCUAAUGAAUAACCUCAGUAGAUCAUGUAUAUAGUCUAAAAUACAAGGUCCAAAUGAAAGUUUCUGUUGGUUUUUCAGGCAGCCCUUAAUUUAGAUAAGCAUAUAUAUAAACCUUACAAAAUACACCAGAUUCUAAGAUUUCAACCUUUUUGUUGAAAGAAACAAGAAACUCAUGUUAAAACACAUGGGGUAUAAGCAAACACAGUACAGAGGUCUCCUUGGAAAAGUAUGCUAAAGUCGAGCACUGAUGCCAACAACCAAAAUCAACAAUAGCAAAAUUUUAAGAGAGGGGAAAGAAACACACACACACACACACACACACACACACACACACACAUUUUGUGUCAAGUUCGAGUUUAUCUUAGUCCUUUUUUUGAUCAUAAGAUCAAUGCAAUCAAUUUUUACAAUUUCUUUAAUUCAUGUAUAAUUUAAAUAAGGAGGUCUGAGCUAGACAAAAUAUAAAAUAUUAUUUAAAAACUGUAGGUAGAGGCUGAAAUCCACAGUCAAUAUGAUCAAUUCCACAGUAAUAAGGAAAUGCUUAUAUCAACAUCUGUUUCUAUUUUUUUAAUCUCCAUAACACAUCAUUUCAGUUUGGAUGGUGGGUUUCUAUUAAAAAAAAUAAUAAAUUAUUAGCUAAACUGCCAGUUGUUUUGCAUUUUCUUAACUUUCAAUAAGUUCACAUUGGCAAAGUAAAAGUCAUAAUUUCACUUUUGUAGAGUUCAAAACUAUUCUUUAAAAGGAAACAAAUGUAUUGUUUCUGUGCCUAAUCAUGAAAUCUAUCCUGCAGAAAUUUAUAAGGUGUAUUGAAACUGGGCAGAUCUCACAUUUGAAGACAAUACUAUUGCAUUCAAUAAUCAUAAUUAGAGUUUAUGGGACUGAACUGCCUAAAUCUUUUAGCUACUCAAAAACAAGGUUCUGGAAACAAAGAAAAUAUGUACUACAUAAAUCACACUCUUUCCUGCUAGAGUGUAUAUGUCUUGGAUUUAUCCUAGAAUAUCUCAAGAAGAUUUUUUGUCCAACUGAAACUUUUAAGAUUCUUUUUGCAAAUGAUCUUAUGUUAUAAUUUUCAUACUAUUUAUGGGAGAUCAUUUUUAUGCUAGGUUAUUUUGGAAAUGUUUACAAAUCAGAGUUUAAACUAGAACAUAUUGUUGCUUCUUAUAAAGCUAAAGGAACAAACAUCAGGCCCUGUCCUGACAUCUUGGCUGAGUUAAAGAGAUUCUGCCCAUAUUAGGAUUGUGGAAGAAGGCCUGGACACCACAGAAAGAUAUAUAAUUAAUGUAAGGGGACACUGGCAACAUAGGAGACAGAAGAAAAGUAAUAUUUCAAAAAUCAAACACUGAAAUAGGCCAACUUAUCUCAUUUCUCAUUUAGAACACACACACAAAAAGUUGUUUUCUGUCCUGUGAGUCUAAUUAAUGCCAGUGGGAAUUUUAUUUUGUCCUUCAUAUCUGGAAAAGUCUGUUGUGAUAUUGAAUUAUUUAUUAAUGCCCCUUGUAAUUUGUGACUUAUAAUCCUUCAUUUUUGUUGAUACUGAAAAUCCAAAAUAAUUAUGUCAUGUUAUGAGAUCUUAUACUUUGGAACGAGGAAAUGAGGUUCAAAAACUGUUGCAUGUGGUUUUAAAAAUUAUUUAAGAAAUGUAAAUGAAUUACCUGAAGAUGUUGAUUAUUAUAUAUGUUUUUUUGCAUGCCCAAACUCAGUGCUCAGUUAUCGGCAUGAACUGUAAUGACUGUCAUAUCUCUACUGAAUAUAUUAGCAAGUUACAUGAUUUACAGAGUGAUUAACAGAGGUUUAUAUGUAAAGUUAUUUUUUCCUUUACUUAAUUAUAUUGUAGUGUGAAGAUAACAGAACUGUUUAUCUGUCACCCAAGUGGGCUGUAGAAAUCAUGUUCCCUGUAACAGUCAUUUAAAAUCACUAUUUAUUUAUGUAUGUAAUACAGAAAAAGUUUGAUUUUUGUGUAUGUCUGUCCUGUUAUUUACAGAGAAGAAAUCUUCUUGUAAAUUUUUUUGUAAAAACAAACAAACAAAAAGAAUUGUAAAUAGUCUGAUAUUAUGUUACUCAUUAUUUUCAUGUUAGAAUUUGUACAUAUUGUUUAAGAAAUAAACUAUCUCUAAACCUGUA